CAAGAGCACCAGAGACAUUUUGAUUUUUAUACUGGAUUUUUGCAAUCUAAGAGGUGAGAACAGUGAAGGAUAGUUGAGCUUUAUUUGUACCUAAGUUGUCACUUGCUCCAGCCAACCAUCCAGAAACCUUCCAGCCGCUUCCAUCUUUCUUUGUGCCCCUUUCUGCCUGCCCUGAGCCACAUGGGCAGCACUUGUCCCCUUGAGAACAUGGGGUUUGAAGAACUUUCCUGGCAGUGCAGAACAGGGAAGCAGAGCGACAGGCAGUGGCCUGGCCCCAGCCCACUGCCCGUGCUGCAGGGCAGGGUCCCUGUGCCAGCUGCCCUCAGCCCCUCGUCUGCCCCGGCACAGGGACGCUGCCAGCGCCAUGGCCCGGCCCGGCAGCACCCCAACCACGCGCAGCAGCCGCUGCUGUGUCCCAGCUCAGCUGCCUCAGCAAACUCACACUUCUCUCUUCUUCCUCCGGGGCUCUCUCCCAGCUCCACUCACCGUCACUGGACCCCCCGGCCCCAUCACCGUGGCCAAGGGCGAGGACGUGGUGCUGCCCUGCAGCUUCUCCCCAGGGCAGAAUGCACAGGACAUGGAGGUGACCUGGUUUCGGGAGCAGUUCUCGCCCUUUGUGCAUCGCUACAAGUUGGGCCAGGACCAGUACGGGGAGCAGAUGCUUCAGUACCAAGGGCGCACUGGGCUGCGGAAGGACGGCUUUGCCAAGGGCAGCGCGGACUUGAAAAUCUUCCAUGUCCGACUCUCUGACACAGGGAGUUACACCUGCUUUGUUAAACAUGGCUCAGAUUAUGACGAGGCUGUGGUGGAGCUCAAGGUGACAGCCAGCGGCUCUGCCCCGCUCAUGGCGCUGGAGCGCUACGAGCACGGGGGGAUCCGGGUGUCCUGUCGCUCUGCCGGCUGGUACCCACGGCCCCGGGUGCUGUGGCACGAUCCCCACGGGCGGCAUCUCCCGUCCCUCUCAGAAAACGCUACCCAGGACAAGAAUGGGCUCUUUGCAGCUGAGAGCAGCUGGGCACAGCACCCCCAGGCCUCUGGCAGGACACGUGCUCAGCAUGUCAAGGCCAUUUCCAUCCCCCCUGUGCAAACAGCCAAGGCUUUCGGCAGCGUUGGUGCAGGAGUGCUGCCAAAACCCACCGGUCCCGUCUGCAGGUGCCGAUCGGGGGGGAAAGGUACAACCCUCCUUGUGGCAGAGUUUAUACAGACACCUGGCUGAAAUAAGCACAUUCCUA
Neopelma chrysocephalum (saffron-crested tyrant-manakin) is the source of this 1232-nucleotide messenger RNA. RefSeq names its product butyrophilin subfamily 1 member A1-like. The record is from RefSeq and is a predicted model, not a curated record. The transcript is spliced from 2 exons. The coding region runs from base 365 to 1216 and encodes 283 amino acids. Lineage: Eukaryota; Metazoa; Chordata; Aves; Passeriformes; Pipridae.